Polyodon spathula (Mississippi paddlefish) is the source of this 1941-nucleotide messenger RNA. Its product is annotated as DNA polymerase beta. Gene Ontology annotation, biological process: double-strand break repair via nonhomologous end joining. Bases 156 to 1163 code for a protein of 335 amino acids. Gene Ontology annotation, cellular component: nucleus. Gene Ontology annotation, molecular function: DNA binding; DNA-directed DNA polymerase activity. Lineage: Eukaryota; Metazoa; Chordata; Actinopteri; Acipenseriformes; Polyodontidae. The record is from RefSeq and is a predicted model, not a curated record. The transcript has 14 exons.
CGCAGUGCGUCCUGUUGUGCUCCAUACCCGUGCAGGAUAGCGACUGUUUUUGCAUUGUUUGUGGGGGUCAUUUCUAUUUUGAUUCAGUACUGGAAAUAUCAUUUUUUUUAAUAUUUUUAUAAAAUCGCCUCGCCUAUUACACGACACACGGUAAGAUGAGCAAGCGAAAAGCCCCGCAGGAGAGUCCUAACGAGGGCAUUACUGAUUUUCUGACAGAGCUGGCCAAUUACGAGAGGAAUGUGAACAGAGCGAUCCACAAGUACAACGCAUACAGGAAAGCUGCCUCCGUUAUCUCCAAGUAUCCGGACAAGAUAAAGAAUGGAAACGAAGCCAAGAAGCUGGAUGGUGUUGGUGCGAAGAUAGCAGAGAAGAUCGAUGAGUUUCUGUCCACUGGGAAGCUCCGGAAAAUCGAGAAGAUCCGCAACGAUGACACCAGCUCUUCAAUCAACUUCCUCACCAGAGUGACAGGCAUUGGGCCCGCUGCAGCCCGCAAGUUCGUGGAGGAUGGAGUGAAGACCCUGGACGAUCUGAAGAAGAUUGAACACAAGCUCAACCAUCAUCAGCAGAUUGGUCUCAAGUACUUUGAGGAUUUUGAGAAGAGGAUCCCCAGAGCUGAGAUGCUGAAGAUGCAGGACCUCAUUCUGAGUGAGCUGGAGAAGCUGGAUCCAGAGUACAUCAGCACCGUCUGCGGCAGCUUCAGGAGAGGUGCAGAGUCCAGUGGUGAUAUUGAUAUUCUUCUCACCCAUCCAGACUUCACCUCAGAGUCGUCUAAACAGCCGAAGCUGCUGCAUGCGGUCGUGGAUCACCUGCAAGGGACCGGCUUCAUCACCGACACUCUGUCCAAGGGGGAGACCAAGUUCAUGGGGGUGUGCAAGCUGUCAGAUGAUGAUGAGGGCUCUGACUACCUCCACCGCAGAAUUGAUAUUAGAUUGAUCCCCAAGGAUCAGUAUUACUGCGGCGUUCUUUACUUCACUGGCAGCGACAUCUUCAACAAGAACAUGCGGACCCACGCCUUAGAGAAGGGCUUCACGCUGAACGAGUACACCAUCCGCCCGCUGGGGGUCACGGGCGUGGCUGGCGAGCCUCUCCCAGUGGACAGUGAGCAGGACAUCUUUGAGUACAUCGAGUGGAGAUACCGUGAGCCUAAGGACCGCAGCGAGUGACGUCCAGCAGCGUCCAGCCCCCACUGACCAAGAAACAAAGUGGGGUGUGGGAGGAUUGCAUUGCUGAGUGGGUGGGGGUUUAGGCUUAGCAUCAAGAGUGUUGAUUUCUGCACAACUCAAAUUUCUCUUGAACAAUAAUCCAUCUUACACGUUAGGAAGUCCUUUAUAUUUUAUCAUUUUUAAAUGUUAUUUUAAUAAGCAGUCUGUGGGGCUGCCUUCUGGUUACGAGUCUGAGAGCAGCGUGGGAGUGCCAGGUACUGUGCAGUAUAUACAAACAGGCCCCCUGCUGGCUGAUUACUGGAAUUACACUGCUGUUGUAGAAGCGUUAUAUUGCGUUUUCAUUAUCACCCGGCUGAGAUCAAAUGAUGUUAAAAUGAAUUACAAGGGCAGACUCCCAGCCUAACCAUUGAAUUAGAAUUGCUGAGCUUAUUUAUUUAACAAGUUACCAUGAAGAAAGGCAGUCAGGAUUUAGGAACCCUUCCUGUGCUCAGAGCUGAGCUUUCCUCUCAGUCCUGUCUUUCUCUCCACUCUGAGUAAGAUACACUCAGAGCUGCCCUCUUUCCUCUCAGUCCUGUCUUUCUUUCCACUCUGAGUAAGAUACACUCAGAGCUGCCCUCUUUCCUCUCAGUCCUGUCUUUCUUUCCACUCUGAGUAAGAUACACUCAGAGCUGCCCUCUUUCCUCUCAGUCCUGUCUCUCCUGCUCCAUUCUGAGUAAGAUACAGGCAGGAACACUGUGUUAGUGAAGGGGAACCCCAAUAAAAGGCUAUCAGCACACAG